Messenger RNA from Calypte anna (Anna's hummingbird), 3839 nucleotides. RefSeq names its product desumoylating isopeptidase 1 (gene DESI1). The transcript has 7 exons. NCBI's taxonomy places the organism in Eukaryota, Metazoa, Chordata, Aves, Apodiformes, Trochilidae. The record is from RefSeq and is a predicted model, not a curated record. Gene Ontology annotation, molecular function: peptidase activity. The coding region runs from base 66 to 803 and encodes 245 amino acids. Gene Ontology annotation, biological process: protein modification by small protein removal.
CUCCCGCAGCCCGGAACCGCCGCGCUGCAUAACGGCGCAGUCGGGCCGGCUGCCGCUUGUCGCGCAUGCGCAGAGGCAGCGUCGCCCUUUCCGUUCCGCUUGUCACCUCACGGCCGGUGCCGCGGGACCGGCGUUGCCCUCUCCCCUUCCCCCACCGCUUCCCGGCGCCCGGCGGCUGCCUGCCAGGGCUCCGGGUGCCGCCCGGCGGCCGUGUCCCAAUCCUCAUGGAGGAGCCUCUGGCCCUGCACCCUGUGAAGCUCUAUGUGUACGACCUGUCCAAGGGCAUGGCCCGGCGCCUUAGCCCCCUCAUGCUGGGCCUGAUAAUGACAGAAAGCUGGUUUUACCCUGGAGGGAGGACUCAUGAAGAACUAUGGCUUCUUCAAAGGAAACAGCUGGAUGGCAUCUGGCACACCUCCAUAAUAGUCCAUAAGGAUGAGUUCUUCUAUGGCAGUGGAGGCAUCUCCAGCUGUGCACCUGGAGGGACACUUCUUGGCCCCCCGGACACAGUUGUUGACCUGGGGAACACUGAAGUCACAGAAGAAAUUUUUCUGGAAUAUCUUUCCUCUUUGGGGGAAUCUAUGUUCCGAGGAGAGUCUUACAAUCUCUUUGAACAUAACUGCAACACCUUCAGUAAUGAAGUGGCACAGUUCUUGACAGGAAGAAAAAUCCCUUCCUACAUCACUGACCUUCCAUCUGAAGUUCUUGCUACACCCUUUGGACAAGCUUUAAGGCCCCUCCUGGACUCCAUCCAGAUUCAGCCACCUGGAGGAAAUACCUUCAGCAGACAUAAUGGACAGAGCUAACAGGAGUGACCCAGUGUGCCCAGCCUCACCAGGCCUCUUCCUUUUUAAACCUGAAUCUACCAGAUUUCUAUUUUAUAAUUUCCCAUCAUAAUUAACUCUACAGAAAUUAUGAGUUUUAAAAUUUCCUGGGAAGAGGAUUUAUCAGGGUGCAUGUAAGACAAUACUACCAAAAAGAUUGCCAUAAUUUCUAAUAGUAUUAUACUAAUUUAUAAAGGCUGUCUUGUCUGACUAGGCUGAUACUUUCUAAGGAACUCUCAUGCUGGUAAGUGGGAAUUCAUUCCAUGAGCAUUCAAAGGCAAGUUACACAGUUUUGAGUAAAUAAGUGGAUGUCUUAGCCAUCCCUUGCAGGCUUGCAUCUCUUUCUCUCGUCACUGUCUGUAUUAUGGGGGCAUCUGCUGAGAUCAGUAGCAAAAAGACAAAGGAAGUAAGUAUUGGUAAUCUAGGAAGUGAAGGUGUCCCAGGAUUAGUCUUCUAAUGUAUUUCAUUGGCAUCAUGUUAUUUGCUCAGGAGAAAGCUGAACUCAUCUGGUCAGAAUAUAUACAGUGGCACAGCUGUGUGGGGAAGGUGAUCAAGCUGAACUGUCUGUCAGUGUCACACUCAGAAGCUGAAACUUUCAAUGGGACUAGUAGUGUGUGGGAGGGAGGCUGGAGCUGAUGGUUACCAAGAACCUUGUAAUGCUAGAUCCAAGAGUUUUGGGGGAAGAAACAGCUGAAAGAACAAAGUCUUGCACGAAGAAGUGGUGGAAAUAAAUUUGGGUGAAAGUAAAAUGAAGUUAAAUGUUUCCUUUUCUUGCAUGUAGCUAAUCAGCAGAUAGACAGAACUUUGUUAACUAUUUAGCUUUGCAUAAGAACUGUUUCUUGUGGUUUUCUUACCAAGCCAGAGUUACAGUACAGUAAGGCAGGAAUAGUUUCACAACAAUAAUAUAGGGUUCAUCAAUUCUGCCAUCAGUAUCUAGUUGCAGACACGGUAGGAAUUCCAGCUUUCUUUGAGGCUACUGUCCUUUCCAGAGCAGUCAAGCACAUCACAGGGCUCUGCUGAAGUGUAAGAGAAAUAGAGGGUAGGUUUCCCCAAAUGCAAAGAAAAUGAAGAAGAGUAAAAUUAAGCUUUUCUGUGGAACAACUGCGUUUAUUGGGAUACAUGCAGAAGCAGUCCUGUUCUUAGACUGACAUUAGAAUGUAUCAAUACUGCAACUUCUAGUUUAAUAUUCUUACAGCUUUGCAAUUAUUUUCAGUGAAAAAAGAUAAUGGGAAUGAGAGAAUAGACGCACUGAUUUCUUUUCUUGCAUGUAUAUACACUAUUUUGCUGACCAUUUUUGUAGCAGUUAGAUUUAGGAAGGAACACAAGAAAGACAUGGGACAAACCCCAGAACGUUGCUGAUGCCCCAUAAAUGGGGAUUGCACAUCCCCGAUGCUCCUGAAAAAGCAUCUAUGCAAAUGUAUAGCCCUUGGUCCAGUGGUUUGUUGUGAAAAAUGUUGCUGCAAGUUCAGUCCUGCAUCUCAAACUUCUGGCACUGGAAACUUCCUUGCAUACAUAAAGGAGAUUUUUUUUGUCUGUUAGGUUGUUUCUCUGAGUAACAGUUUCUCACACUGUUACUCAGCGUGGACUAUAAUGGUUUAUAUUUUUGAAGGGCAGGAACAGAGGAGAAGUGCAGUAACUCUGUCAAAUGAUCUGUUACCCUGCACCUUGUGGAAUCACUGCACAAGUGGAAGUAGAGCACUGUCAGUCCAUUUUGCAGUUUUGUGCCUACCUGCUCUUGGUGUGCAGCAGUGGCCCUUGUAGCCCAGAUCUUUUUUUUUUUUUCUUUUUUUUUUUCCCCCCCAUGUAAUUCUCUGUUUGUGCCAUCAACUUCUCCUUAAGCAUUUCAUUUGAUGGACUGGACAACUGUAGCAGUUAGCAUAGAUGGGUUUAUACAAAAGCUUUCAACAUUUCCCAAUCAAAAUGUCCCAUUUGCAGAAAGCAUGCUGUAAUAAAUCAUUUAUGAAUGCCGUUUUGGUGCUUCUGAAGGAAGGAUUGGUGUUUCUUUUUCUGCUAAGCCAAAGCUUAGUUUUCCUGUUUAGUACGUAUAUCCUUUCCAGCCUUUUCCCAUACUUCAUUCUGUCAAGAGUAACCAGUAUCUUAUCUUAAUACACACACAUAACUGUGCCACAAAAUGUGUAUGUAGCAUGUUAGAGAUUUUGGAGCUUCCUCAGUUGAACAGGUAUACUUAAGCUGGAUACAGUGGAGCCCACAUAUAGGUAUGCUUGUUUGUCACCUGCAGGCAGCACAGCUGUGAGAGCUUUCCUUUCAGCAAACUUUCCCUUCAGAUACAGCUGCCUGUGGUGGAAGCACUGGUGCCAGAGUUUCUGCCCCAAGCUCUUGCACAAUGGGGAUGUCCCCUGUAUGUCCACUUCAGAGAUCCUGAGCCUUGUUUCUUUUCAGGAGGCAGGAAAGAAGAGGAAGAUGUUCAUUCCAUGCAUUUUGCAAUCUGUCUUUCCCCCCCCAAGCAGACUAUUUGUGGAGAUAAUGCUGCUACUUCAAGGUCAAUGGGUAAAAUUUCACUAGGCCAGAUACUGUUUGCAAUAGCCAAGGUGCUCCUAGAGGGUCUCCUGGGCUCAGGACCUACUCAGCUGCAUGGCAAAAGAAUUGUAGGAGGGAAUCCUGUUUGCUUAAUCUUACUGGGUAAGGAGGCCCCUGUACCUUGUAGGCCCCUUAGAAAACCCAUUUUCUCCAAAGAUGAUUAGGUGCAAAUUGCAGAACUGUGCCCCCCAGCAUUCCACCAAGUCAUACCUGCUCGUAGGAAUAUAAACUAGACAAAGAAGUGUGUGUAAGUGUACAUAGCUGAGAAAUUUCAGCCAACUGAUGGACAAAGGAGCAGGGAAACUGAACUCCUGAAAGGGAGCAGAACCGUUUUGCCCAAACUUCCUAUUCUGUCUUGUAUUGCUGGGUUUCCCCUGUGCCAUUUAAAAAAUGUUAAUAAUGUCUUUAGGCAGAAAGUGAUGGUUUGAUUUAUUGGUGUUUUUUUCAUUUUUUUCUAUUGCAAUAAAAGAAAUGCAGCAA